UUAGCAGUACGUAUAGUACCAAAUAUUUAGUGUGAUCCUUACUGCGGAUCGUCUCUGUGUGGCCCAGCCGCGUCAAAUUCGUUUUGCUCGUUAAAUGGUGUUCAAAUAUAACAAUCAGCAGAACCGGGCAAUGCAGCACAAUCAGAGCCAGCAGCACUGUCACAAUGCUCGUGCUGCAGCUGCUCCGUACAGAAAACCUUUUCGUGGGGCACCAGUGGCCGGGAGCAAAGCCAAUCAAAUGAUGUACUCAUCGUGCCAGAUGCCCAGCGACCCACUAUACAUAGACUUCAACAGACCCACGACCGUACCACCGACCAAGUCUGCAGCCGGGUCGGCAACCCAGGGCCAGGCCCACGUCCUUACCGUUCCGGCUGCCAGGCACCAGGGUACUGCCAGUCCGGCGGCCAAGCCCCAAGGCACUGCCUGUUCGACAGGCCCGCUCAAGACCAAUGCCAAUCCUGCGCAGUCUACCGCCUGGGAGAUGGCCAGGAAGAAGCCGCUCAAGAGUAAACAGCAGCCCAAGGGCAAGCACCAGCUGCCGCUGCAGCAAGAGUUCUCAGGACAUUUGAGCGGGAAUGUACACGCAAAUGGAAAUAGCGAGGGCGUCCACAAGUGGCCUCCCAAGCAGCGCUUUCAUCCCCAAAAUCGCUUUAACGGUGGUGGCUUUAACAGGCCUCCACCGAGCCAUGGUUGUCCACAUCACAUGAUGCCCGUCAUGGGACUAAUGGGACCGGGCCCACGACCACGCUGCGGAAGGCCAAUGCCAAUGGCGCCCUUUCCACCGAUGCCUUAUCCACCACAGAUGGUGCCGCCCAUGGCCAUGCGUUGCCCCAUGCCACCGAUGGGUGGUCCACCGCCACCGCCUCACUUCAUGCGCCACAACGGUCGCGGUGCACCAAUCCACAUGAUGGGGGGUCCACCCAUGCACUUGAUGGGUCCUCGCAUGCCGCUGCGUGGAAUGCCGCCUGGGGGACCCUUUGGCGGGGGAAUGAACAUGAAUGGCGGCCCAAACGGGGGCAGGAUCAAGAAACCGAAUCCGGUGCUGAUCAAGCAGGUGGUCAAGGGAAAGAGCACCAUCAAAACGCUUAAGAAUAUGGUGAAUCAGUACCCGCUGGACAAGCCUUGGGUGACGGAGCAGAUUCGCGGGGAGCACGACAAGAAGGUGGACAUCGAAAACCGUCUGAAGGGCAACAAGGACGAUGAGCUAUUUGCCCAGUUUAAGGUGCAGCGAGAUAAGUUCGUGGAACUGUACGAGGGGGCGCGCGAAAACUAUCUGAAGCAGGAGGCAGCCUCUGUUAUGGCCAAGGAUGCUAAACCAGACAAAGACAAAGAAAAAAACACAACUCAGAAUGCCGCCCAAGAUGCAGCGACUCCAAGUCCGUAGGCAGACCAAUUAAUGCGCAACGAAACGACCGAAGAUCCAAUCAAACAUACAGCAACAGCGACAACAAUGAGAAGUACAAGAAGUCUGAAAAAUGAAUUAAAAACGAGCCCGAAAAUAAACACGAAAACAGUGAUCAAGUGCCAGAGCCGCACCAGAGAACAGAGAAACAAAAACUGAUCUUACGACAGCUGCAUGCACCGAAAUGAUGAUACCCUACCCUGCCCUGGCCUGUCCUGUCCAAUGCUGUUGACUGUCGGGUCUCGUCACAAUAAGUUUUUGAUUGCGUCAAUGUAGUCGCACUAUACACAAACAGAUAUAUACAUACAUACAUUAAUGCAUGGCAUCUACGAGUAUAGCCAGCCAUAUUUAUGAUUCUUAUUCCCCUCCCGAGAGCUUGCUGCUGAUCGCGAGGAGCGAAAGAAACGAAAUAGCGAAAAAAGAAGACCCAUACGCGAGGGAAUGGAGUCCCUACUGCAUGUACCCCAGCAACUGAACUGAACUCCUUGAUUGUAUUUUUAGGUUCACUCUUAGAAAUCACAAAUUAAGAACACUAUGUAAAUAUGCUUUCCGACUGAUUGCAUUCACGGAUUGGUACUUUUUUUUUGCUUUGUCUCCCUCUGUCCCCGUCCCAGCCUAGCCUAGCCCGCCCUCAUAUCUUCCAAUACCUACUACCUGCCUACCUAGCGAUAUUAGACUUAAAUGCAACCUCUUGUAAAUAGACAGACACAAGCAAACGCACUCCGAUUACGUACUAUAUGUAGAACCUAAAUGUUGGUUAAUAAUUCCACAUUGAGAGAACAUUGAGUAUUCAUACACCCGUCCAUGCACCUGAGCACUCAAACACUCAUCGCCCAUCCAUCUCUUUACACGCACUGGCGUGGGCGGAAGCCAUAAGAAACGGUCGACACUGUAAUUGUCCCCCGCCUGUCCCCGUACCCGUCCCCGUCCCCACGAGAAGGAAAGGAAUUCCAAGAAACAGAGAUUUCAAAUGAAACUGAAAAAAAUA
Messenger RNA from Drosophila persimilis, 2390 nucleotides. RefSeq names its product DNA-binding protein K10 (gene fs(1)K10). The record is from RefSeq and is a predicted model, not a curated record. The transcript has 2 exons. The coding region runs from base 95 to 1384 and encodes 429 amino acids. Lineage: Eukaryota; Metazoa; Arthropoda; Insecta; Diptera; Drosophilidae.